Molecule: messenger RNA, 357 nt
Organism: Paracoccidioides lutzii Pb01
Exons: 2
Coding region: 1-357 (118 amino acids)
Source: RefSeq, a predicted model, not a curated record
AUGGGUUUCAUGGUCCAUUGUCCACCUGCUGUUCAGGCUAUUGAGCCUUCACAUGCAGCAGACUUCCUAAUCUCAGCUCUUCGUGUUACCGCCAGGGGAGAUAUUACCCUCGUAGGCAAAUUUCAGCUGCUCCACGUUAAGAGUCUUGAUAAGAUCUCAGGUAUAUUGGACGAGCCAGGCUUCGAUCCAGCUCCCGCUCUCUUCUGUCUCGUGAACGAUAGCCUUCAUUCAGUGGAAUUGGACCAUACACCCAAGACUCAGCCUCCGCAGGUUGGUUUUCAUCAAUUUCACAGUGAUGGUAUGAUGGUCCCCAUGGGCGUAAAACUUGCAUGGUCCACAGACCCGGAGCCUGAAUAG